Bacidia gigantensis is the source of this 1947-nucleotide messenger RNA. RefSeq lists its product as uncharacterized. Bases 1 to 1947 code for a protein of 648 amino acids. The record is from RefSeq and is a predicted model, not a curated record. The transcript has 4 exons. Gene Ontology annotation, molecular function: protein binding. NCBI's taxonomy places the organism in Eukaryota, Fungi, Ascomycota, Lecanoromycetes, Lecanorales, Ramalinaceae.
AUGGGCGAGCCUCUCUCAGCUUUGGCUAGUGUUCUAGCAAUUGCUGCAUUUGCAGCACACUCUUGUGAAUGUCUCCAUAAAACGUUACGGUUGGUCUCUGAAGCGCCGAAGGAAAUACAGCAUCAUAUCACAGCAGUCCGAGCUUUGCAGUCAACACUCGCUGGGAUAGCUAGACUCGAUGAUGAUGUCAAGGAUCCUGCACUCAUCACGGAGGAGUUUAAGGCCCGGUUGCAAGAAUGUAUGCUUGAUCUCCGGGGGAUGGAGAGGCUGACAAGUCCACUUCAUGCACAACUUGAAGAAGGUAAAGCACGGAGAGCUUGGGCGAAGUUGAGCCUGCGGCCUGUGAAAACCAGCACCACUAAAAGAAGAACCUUUUACCAGCCUCAGCAUACCGCGACUCAGGGUAGAGAUCGCCUCGUCAAUGAUUACCAGCCGUUUCAGAAAGAUUUAGGACACAAACAUAUUCAAUCAUAUCUUCAAAGCCGCGUUCUGAAAACCCAGAAUUAUCGCCUCUGGCAUUUCCUCUUGUGGCUAGGACCCGUCUACACAAACGAAUAUCACACAGGUAACGACGCCUCCACCGAAAUUUCAAGGAAAUCAGAGGGCUAUGGAAUUGCUCUUGCUACGGCAUUGUAUGGGAUCUGCCCAUAUAAAUUCGAGUUGGCGAUUUUUCUUCGGAGGACGUGGGACGGUUCUGUUCUCAGUCUCUCCUUGCAGUCGCAACUGUGUUUUCCGAGUAUAGUACCGUGGGAAGCCGGGGCCUUUGAUAUUGUUGCCUCCGGGGAUGUCGACGCUCUGGAUACUUUGCUCGCUACAAAGCAAGCAACCAUCUUUGACGUGCAACCAGAUGGAUCUACACUUCUGCAUGUUGCUGCGUCGCUCAGUGACUUCUCUAUGAUCAAAUACCUUCUCGAAAAGGGGGCCAGAGUAAAUGCAAUGGACGAUCAAGGCGGAACGCCUUUGCACAACGCUACCGAAAUUUCAACGGACUAUGAGGCAUCUCGGCUCCUCAUUGAUUGUGGGGCAGAUCUUUUAAAUCAAGACAUCGAUGGCAAAACGCCCUUGCACACGUUCUACAGCCUGGCUGUCGAGAAGAUAUGGCACUACUAUGGAGGCUUCAUUGACGAAUGUGCAUGCGAUCGUCGUGGUCUGACUUUACUCCAUUACCUUGCCUGGUCGAGCAACACUCCUUUGGAAACAUUCAAUAGAGUAUACAAGCAUAACGUUUCCAAUUUGAAUGUGGUAGACGUGACAGGUAGAUCGAUCUUGCACCUUGCUUGCCAACGAGGCAAUGUGGCUCUAGUCAAUUACAUCUUAGACGCUGCCGAGCAUCCUGUGUUGGACGCGAGAGACUCUGAAGGGAGGCCAGCCUUACAUUAUGCUGUUGAAAACAAACGAGCGCCGGAGACGGUCGAAUCUCUCGUUGAACAUGGAAGCGAUCUUCGGGCGAGAGAUAGUCUUAACCGUUCGGCACUGCACCAUGCAGCGAUAUGGGACCGUUUACCCGUAGUCAAAACUUUGCUAUCUUUUGACGAGAUGAAGGACGAGCUACACAGACCUGACUGCUAUGGUAUGACUCCAUUGGAUAUUGCGGUUCGGUACAAGUCCGACACCGUCCUAGCAUUACUGGUAGAAAGCGCUGGAUAUGAGACUCCCAUCAAAAAUUUGGAAGAUAGAAUGAUGAUACAGACAAGACAUUUAUUAGACGGCGCUGUCACCAAAUCUUCAGUAGAUCAAGCAAAGCUAGUACCUGCGCAAAAACCAAACCUUGAAGGAUCAGGGUCAACAUGGAAGUACCAAAGCUGGCCAACCCAGUUGAAAGAACAUUUACGUGCGUCUUUCCAUUGUAUGGACACGGGCGGCUUCUAUCGAAUGUUUCGUAUCAGCGCUAUGGUUUUCACUGCCUGGAAGAUCAUUAUGUUCCUAUGGAGUAAGCAGUAUAGCUGA